Molecule: messenger RNA, 5243 nt
Organism: Sinocyclocheilus anshuiensis
Lineage: Eukaryota; Metazoa; Chordata; Actinopteri; Cypriniformes; Cyprinidae
Product: zinc finger BED domain-containing protein 1-like
Exons: 2
Coding region: 3288-5171 (627 amino acids)
Molecular function (GO): DNA binding; protein dimerization activity
Source: RefSeq, a predicted model, not a curated record
CAACCUUCUCUGUCAAACUCAGUCUCUCCUACUCUCUCUCUCUCAUGAUUUCCACCCAACAGAAUCGAUGCCCUAUGGUUUGAUCCGUUGUAAAAAAUGUUUUCUUUCUUUUCUGAUCUCUCUCUAUUCUGUUCCAGCACACCCAUUUGUAUUUCUCAUUUGUACUGACAUGAAUGUCUAUGUGAGGAAUGAGUUUGUUUGGACUGUAGUGUUGAUAUAUACAGUGAAUGGGGGAAGACAGGGUGUGAUGGAUAGAGGAAGGAGUUGGUAACUUGGCCAUGGGGUGGCAUCAGAUAAGCACUGAGUGUACUAGCUUUCCUGUGGAGCAUUAUGGUCUAGAGUAGAUAUGGACAUGAGAUGGGCAUUUGAGUAAUUUUGUAGUUGACACAAAAUUAUAAAAUCACACAAUUAUAUAUUGAUUAAUUAAUCCUCCUAGGCUGUUUGGAUAUUUUUUGACCAGUUACAUUUUUGAUUAUUUAAUGAAAAUGGUUUCCUACAUCUGAGUCAUUCAGACUUUUAGAUGCAAAAAAGCAAAACAAUAAACUUCUUACAAAAAAAAAAAAAAGCCAUAACUUGACUGUUCAGUCAAAAUUAAGCAACCAUGGGAAAUGAAUGGGAAAUACCCAGUACCCAUACACAACUUUUUGGUUAAUAUGAAUAAUAUUAAUCUAUGUAUCAGCCACAAUUUUGAACAAACCCAACUAUGAAACAUCCAGAGUGCAAAUGAUUCAUACCCACCCAAAAGUUACACUUUUUCUGUUUGCAAGGGGAAACAGUCGCAAAAUUACCCCAGUUCAGGAGGGUAAAAAGUGCAUAAUUUUAUUGUUACUACUUCACAUAAGUAAGGUGCGACCACUACUUCACAGAACAGCCCAAGUGAGACCAUUUCUGAACAGCUUAGGAGAGUUCGAUUUCAAUUGUCAUUUUAAAAUAAGUAGCCUAUUCAUUACAGAAUUAAGAUUUAAAAAAUAAAAUAAGGGAUUGAUUCAGUAGGAAGUGUUUCUACUACUUGACUGCUCAAUUACUCAUGAACAUCCCUGAUAUGGACAGACAUGUUUUUAUGUAGCCCAGGAUCAAAGAGAAAUCAAAACAUAAACACUCAUGAGAUCUUCUUGAUCAAACAAGGUAAAGGCAUUCAUUUACUUUGUGUUCUUUUGUAGUGCCUUCGUUGAGGAAGAUCAGCUCUUUCGUUUCUUUCUCCUUCCGUCUGUCCUCUCCCAGUUCCCCCUUUACUUUCUCCCCUGCACUUGACUUGUGGCCUGCAGAAUGUCAGAGAUGCUGUAUUCAUGCAGUCUUGUUGUCUGCAUUCAAUUGUUGUUUGGUUUGCAUGUGUGUGAGAAAGUAGAAUAACAUGCACAUGAGCCAUUCUUCCCUAUCACUUUGUCUCUCAUUGCGCAAAAAGCAGAGUUGAAAUGUACAGAGAGUAAGGUUUAAUGUAGACUUUUCGUAAGCAAAUUGUAACAGUUUGGCACUUGUGAGCAAAAGUCACAUUAUAUGAGUAAGGAAACACAGUUACUUGGAAGGGAGUGUCUUUUUUGGACAAGGACAGAGUAGAUGCUUAAAUUUCCCCCAAGACACAGAAACGUUAGACCUCUAUAGACUCUGUUUUUGGUCAUUACCUCAUGCUGAUGCAGUCAUUGGCAAACCAAGGUCUGUGUAGAAAUUGAUCAGGAGUUUCUGAGACACACGCACACAUCUUAUCGCCUCCUCAGGAUGCAUGUGUGCUGCAGUCACGCUGCAAAGCCUGCAGGAAAUAAAGCACACAAUGAGGAAUGCUAGCAUGCGUCAUCCUCUUAGUGCAUCAAUUUAAUAGUAAGUGCAGAAUAAAAUGUAGUGUAUUAUCGCCUGAAAGGAUUUUUAGAUAUUUGAGCACAUUUCAACAGGAGGAAAGAUUUGCGAUGUUCUAGGUCUUGAUCUCUUUCUUUUGUUCUUUCCCUUUAUUUCUCACUACAACUUUGGAGUGUGUUGAAGGUUUUGUUUGUUUGCACAGAAACAUGAAAACACCCUCAUGUUUCAGUAAAUUGAUCUGCCCACAUGUAAAUCAGGACGAUCUGUUCUCAACACAAGGUGAAAGAAGGCAAACCCAGCUGCCUUGUUACAAUGACCUUUACAGAUCGUUUUAGCAGAAGGUUUUGAUUCAAAGAGAAAUUGCUCUGACAGAAAUCAAUGAUAGGAAUAUGAAUGGCUCUCUCAGGACUAGGGCUGGGUAUCGAGUUCGAUACUUUUUAGUAGGGCUGCAACAACGAAUCGAUUAAAUCGAUAAAAAUCGAUUACUAAAAGAGUUGGCAACGAAUUUCAUAAUCGAUUCGUUGUGUCGCGCGACGCGGAGACGUUUGAUUAUUAAAAAAAAAAAAAAAAACUUUAGUUGAGCGCGGAGCAGAGUGAACACACUCGGUCUCUCUCGCGCACUGAUGCUAGCAGAGUUCGGCGCCUCAUAUAGGCCCUGUCCCAAAUGGCGCACUUCAUGUGGACUUUCGGUCUCGUGGACUUAAAUUGCGCGUGCUCGCCGAGUCUACGAGUCCGUAGCCCGUCCCAUUCAGCAUUUUAACGCUCUGAAGUGUGCUCAGCAGCACCCCCUUUGUACCCUUGAAGCGGUCUUCCGCGAAGCCCGCAUAGAUGCAGGCUCCGCACACUUUAACUACCCAGGAAUCUUUGCGAAAUGCCAAUCAGACAACGGAUGGGAGGAGAUUUCGCUCAAGAGCAAUUGAUGACAUGGCUGAGAAGAAAAUAUUUAAGUGUAGGUAUCAUUACGGUUUUUAUGACCUAGGUGUACAUUUUACCAGUUGUUACCUACAGUUUAUACAAACAUUAUGGUCAUCGACCAGUGGUUGAUAUCUCAAACAUAAUAAUAGCGCGUUGAAUAAUACGAUCGCAUUAUGAUUCAUUAAAUAAAUAGAACCGAAUGUCAGGGCUUUACUGAGUCAUAUGUAAACCUAGUAUAUUUAAACCUGUAAAUUCAUCUGAAACUCACGCACAUGUUUAUUAUGUGUUAAAAUUGUAAUCUUAGUUCAAAUGGAACAUAGGCAGCAUAUUCCCCGAACCUGCAGCUCCUGUCAAAAAACAACCAGACCGUUAUUUCCGGCGUGACGAUCGAGUCUGUCCCAAAAAUACCUCUCAAUGCGCCCUCGUGGACUCGCGCCAAGGGCCCUAUAGGUCUGCACUACAUGACGUCACCAAAGUGUGGACUCUGAGGAAGUCCACAAGUCCGGAGUGUGCCAUUUGGGACAGGGCUAAAGACAGGGCGGAGCAAAAAUUUAAAAAAACGAGCGGAGGUAGAGGAAAGAUACAUGGCGGAGGCAGAGAAAUCCGUGCGACCCAAGUCAUCCAAGGUGUGGGAGCAUUUCACACUAAAUAAACAGAAAAAGUGUGUUAACUGCAAAAUAUGCAAAAGCGACAUGGCAUGGCACGGGAGCACCACGGCAAUGAUCCAGCACCUGAAACGCAAACAUGUUGGAGUCUUUGAUGAGGAGGAAGGGAGUUCAACAGCAGGAAAAAAACAGCAAACCAUGAGAGGCUUCUUGAUGGGAAAUGCAUCAUGUACACCACAGCAAGCCGCUGUCUUGACGGAUAGUAUCCUCAACAUGCUCGUCACUGACAUGAGGCCUCUGUCGAUGGUUGAAGAUGACGGCUUCACUAAAAUGAUCCACACCUUGAACCCUGGUUACACUCUGCCCUCCAGGACUCACUUCACAAAGCUCAUGGAGAGAAAAUAUGAAGAGACAUUCAAGGAAGUGAAAACUGCAAUAAACACCAACAACAGCAAACUUGCUCUCACCACUGAUGUAUGGACAAGUGUAGCAACUGAAGCCUACCUUGGCAUUACAUGCCACUACAUCACAGAUGACUGGGACAUGCAGUCAUUCUGCCUCACCACCAUGCCACUGCAGGACAGACAUACUGCAUCUAACAUUGCAGAGUGGUUGGAGCAGGUAGUGGCCAGAUUUGAAAUUCCUCCUAGCAAAAUCAUUGCCAUAGUCCAUGACAAUGGUGCUAAUAUCGUGGCUGCAGCAAAUAUCCUGGAGGAGAAGCAUGGGUGGUCCUCUGUCCGUUGCACUGGCCAUACUUUGCAACUUGUGAUCAAUACUGCGUUGAAGCAUCCAAGCAUUGAAAAAGCUGUCGGGGCUGCAAGAUGUCUGGUAGAACAUUUUAAGAAAAGCGAGCUAGCCAGCAGUAAACUCAGAGAGAAACAACAACAAAUGGCCACACCAGAGCACAGCCUUGUUCAAGACAUAAGCACAAGGUGGAAUAGCACAUUCUAUAUGAUAAGUCGACUGCUUGAGCAAAGGUGGCCUGUAACAGCAACACUGUCCGACAGCUCUGUCACACAGAGAGGCAAAAGGUACCUGGAUCUGAAACCAGACCAGUGGAGCCUGCUGGAAGAGCUUUCAACAGUCCUCAAGCCUUUUGAAUGUGUCACUGUGUUCAUGAGUGGACAGAAAUAUGCAACAGUAUCUGCAAUACCUCCACUUGUGAAGGGGCUGUUGAAGUCCACCCAGAGUGCUGUCUACGAGUCAGCCCCGCUGCGGGCUUUCCAACUCACUGCGGUGCAGCAGUUGCAGGAGAGAUGGAAAAGGGAGACUGCUUUCUCAGAUGGAGCACCAAACACAGUGAUUUUUGCGAUGGCCCUUGACCCAAGGUUUAGGAAACUGAGCAAGUUUCUUUCACCUGAUGAAAUCCUACCUGUUCAAACUAAACUGCAAACAAUGUCACUUGAAGAGAGAAGGAAGAUGGAUGUGCAGCAUCAUGGCAGUUGCAGUGUUGUUACCUCCACCAAUACUACAGCUACUGAAUCAACACCUCUAGUAGCCACUCUACUUGAUUCACUCCUUGGUUCUGAUGGUGAAGAAGAGGAUAGAGCAGGCGAAGCUGAGGAUGUCCACAGCCAAGUGAGGAACGAAGUCCUCACAUACUUUGGAGAAAAGAGCCUUGCCAAGGAAGAAAACCCAUUAUUGUGGUGGAAGGCUAACAAUGAAAGAUAUCCCAUGUUGGCCAGGCUAGCCAAGUCUUACCUCUGCAUCCCUGCCACCUCAACACCAUCUGAGCGGCUGUUUUCUGCAGCAGGCAACAUAGCCUCAAAGAAAAGAGCGAGCCUGAGCCAGGAGCAUGUGGACAUGCUCACAUUUUUGCAUUGCAAUGCAAAGUGUCUGAACAAAGGGAGUGAGAGAGAGUAAGUGUGUGUGUGUGUGUGUGUGUGUGUGAGUGUGUGAGUGUGUGAGUGUGUGAGUGUGUGCGUGUGUGCGUCU